Molecule: messenger RNA, 719 nt
Organism: Helianthus annuus (common sunflower)
Lineage: Eukaryota; Viridiplantae; Streptophyta; Magnoliopsida; Asterales; Asteraceae
Exons: 3
Coding region: 43-594 (183 amino acids)
Source: RefSeq, a predicted model, not a curated record
CCGAAACCCAACAUCUUGUAAUACAAAAUCUUGUUUCCAGAAAUGAAAAGAAUCACUUGUUUUAUAUCAAGAAACUUCCCAACAAUGAAGAAGCAUGUUAUUCCAUCAUCAUCUACACCGUUAGGAAUCAACAACAAACAUCCCAUGAAACGCAAGCAUAGGCACAAGAAACACGCCGCCAAACAUUUGUUCUUCAACAAGGUUGUUUCGUAUCUUGUUUCGGAUUCUCACAUGUACAACCCUUUGGUUUCUCCUCAACCAUCUUUUGAUUUUCCUCCACCUAAGCAUAUGUUUACUUCUUCAUCUGCUGGAGUUCAAGAUGAUGUGGUUAUGCCGGUUAAAGAAAGUAACAAGAAGUUGAUUGAGAAAGUUGUUGACUUUUUGGAAGCUGACUGUUAUUUGUAUUCUCCAUUGGUUACUAAUGAGCAUGUUUGUUAUAAGAGUACUCAUGGAGGAAAUAUAAAUUCAGGUGGGCAGAUGCAAAAAGAGAAUACAGUUGGAGAAGGUGGAGACUUGAGGAGUCAGCUUCGUGCAAGAGCUGCUGUCAAGAAAACUGUAGCUUAUGGUGAAUCAGUAAAGCACAUGGUUCACUAGAAAAUUAGAAUGAGAAUUAUAUGAAGGUUGGCUCAUGUAUAUCAUACUUGGCUCAAAUGUUGUUCAUGUGUGUAGUGACUCAAAAUGGUCUUUUUUUUAAUUCGACUUUUGUCAUCAUUUUCUUA